This is a messenger RNA of Nomascus leucogenys (northern white-cheeked gibbon), 5499 nucleotides long. RefSeq names its product netrin G1 (gene NTNG1). Gene Ontology annotation, molecular function: cell-cell adhesion mediator activity. The record is from RefSeq and is a predicted model, not a curated record. The transcript has 7 exons. The coding region runs from base 1451 to 2902 and encodes 483 amino acids. Lineage: Eukaryota; Metazoa; Chordata; Mammalia; Primates; Hylobatidae.
GGCAGUUGCAGAAGAUGAUCUGCUUUUUAAGUGAAACGUACAUGCCACCCCUCCGAGGGCUGCGGCUUCCCCGGGCUUGCUUUUUUGCCGCUCCUCUUUCCGGCUCUCGCGCUCACUCUUUAAUUGGCACUGGCCCCUAAGUUUGCCGGGAGCUCGCUGCCCGCUUGGAGCAGGGUCCCGGCCAGGAGCCGCGGGCGGGGGCGCGGAGCCCGGGAGCCGCAAUCCAGAAGCGUCGUGGGCCAUGUAUAUUUCAUCAAACGGACUUUGGGUGCGUCGCGUCUCACAGCCAUCAGCGCUAUGUGCAGUGACAUUUCUGACUUGAGUGGAGGAAUGCGCGAAGGAAACCCGGGCGAAAUUGGUACUAGAGGAUCUUCUUGGCGCCAAUGCUAAUUGUCCUGAUUUAUGCCCCUUCUGACUAAGCUCAACGCCUUCAUCUGAAAUAAAAUGAAAGCGGUGCCAAGCCGCAUAGAACCGCCUGGCCGCUGGUUCUGAUCCCCGGGAACCAGAAAAUCGUCCUGCGGCUUGGAAAAAAAAAAAAAAAAAAAAAAAGAGGAAAAAAAAAAAAAAGAAAUAGAAAUAGAAAAAAGAAAAAAUAUCCCUCAGUAAAAGUUUAAGGCGAGAAGUGUCAGAGGCAGCGGCGCGAGGAGGCGCGGAGGAGAGCCGGCGAGCAGGGGACUGGGCUGGCACGACCUCCGAAGGCUGAGAUCUCAUUAUUAAUAUCACUAUAUUUUUGGAGGGAGAGGCACCUUUCUCAUCCUCUCUUCCUCUCCGCCCACCCUUACUCCCUCCCCCUCAUCUACCUGUCAAAGUCACUGAUCUUUUGCAUUUCGGAAGAGGACGUCAACGGGAAGGAAUUCCCCCUCUGGGUGCCGGCUCCGAGAGGGGGCGACGUGCAGGAGGCUCCCCCCGGGGGCGGAGGCGAAGGGUGUUGGUGCCAGAAGAAAAGAAUGAUUGAUGGGAAACACACACCGGGCUAUAGACACUCAUCCUUUUGCUUCAGAUACUGAUAUCUCAGUCUGCCUGAGCAUCCCUUGUGAGCUGUGAACAUUGAGGAUCACUCAGGGUUAUCGGAUGUACAACGGGAGAGCCAUCACUUUGCUAAAUUAUUAUCUGCAGUUGGACAUCUUUUACAAAAACCAAACUAGACCUGAGUCUAAUAGAUAUGUUCUAAGACAAAGAAAAAGCUGCAAGUUGUUAAUGCCUAACACACAAGUAUGUUAGGCUUCCACCAAAGUCCUCAAUAUACCUGCAUACGCACAAUAUCUUAACUCUUCAUAUUUGGUUUUGGGAUCUGCUUUGAAGUCCCAUCCUCAUUUUUAAAAAAAAUACACAGACCUACCUACCCAUAUACAUACAUAUAUAUGUGUAUAUAUAUGUAAAAUAGACAAAGAUCGCAGAUCAUAAAGCAAGCUCUGCUUUAGUUUCCAAGAAGAUUACAAAGAAUUUAGAGAUGUAUUUGUCAAGAUUCCUGUCGAUUCAUGCCCUUUGGGUUACAGUGUCCUCAGUGAUGCAGCCCUACCCUUUGGUUUGGGGACAUUAUGAUCUGUGUAAGACUCAGAUUUACACGGAAGAAGGCAAAGUUUGGGAUUACAUGGCCUGCCAGCCGGAAUCCACGGACAUGACAAAAUAUCUGAAAGUGAAACUCGAUCCUCCGGAUAUUACCUGUGGAGACCCUCCUGAGACGUUCUGUGCAAUGGGCAAUCCCUACAUGUGCAAUAAUGAGUGUGAUGCGAGUACCCCUGAGCUGGCACACCCCCCUGAGCUGAUGUUUGAUUUUGAAGGAAGACAUCCCUCCACAUUUUGGCAGUCUGCCACUUGGAAGGAGUAUCCCAAGCCUCUCCAGGUUAACAUCACUCUGUCUUGGAGCAAAACCAUUGAGCUAACAGACAACAUAGUUAUUACCUUUGAAUCGGGGCGUCCAGACCAAAUGAUCCUGGAGAAGUCUCUCGAUUAUGGACGAACAUGGCAGCCCUAUCAGUAUUAUGCCACAGACUGCUUAGAUGCUUUUCACAUGGAUCCUAAAUCCGUGAAGGAUUUAUCACAGCAUACGGUCUUAGAAAUCAUUUGCACAGAAGAGUACUCAACAGGGUAUACAACAAAUAGCAAAAUAAUCCACUUUGAAAUCAAAGACAGGUUCGCGUUUUUUGCUGGACCUCGCCUACGCAAUAUGGCUUCCCUCUACGGACAGCUGGAUACAACCAAGAAACUCAGAGAUUUCUUUACAGUCACAGACCUGAGGAUAAGGCUGUUAAGACCAGCCGUUGGGGAAAUAUUUGUAGAUGAGCUACACUUGGCACGCUACUUUUACGCGAUCUCAGACAUAAAGGUGCGAGGAAGGUGCAAGUGUAAUCUCCAUGCCACUGUGUGUGUGUAUGACAACAGCAAAUUGACAUGCGAAUGUGAGCACAACACUACAGGUCCAGACUGUGGGAAAUGCAAGAAGAAUUAUCAGGGCCGACCUUGGAGUCCAGGCUCCUAUCUCCCCAUCCCCAAAGGCACUGCAAAUACCUGUAUCCCCAGUAUUUCCAGUAUUGGUAAGUGUUAUUGUAACCCUUUGGGCUCAAUCCAUGAUCGUUGUAAUGGCUCAGGAUUUUGUGAGUGUAAGACUGGAACAACAGGGCCUAAGUGUGAUGAGUGUCUGCCGGGAAAUUCCUGGCACUACGGCUGUCAACCGAAUGUCUGCGACAACGAGCUCCUGCACUGCCAGAACGGAGGGACGUGCCACAACAACGUGCGCUGCCUGUGCCCGGCCGCAUACACGGGCAUCCUCUGCGAGAAGCUGCGGUGCGAGGAGGCUGGCAGCUGCGGCUCCGACUCUGGCCAGGGCGCGCCCCCGCACGGCUCCCCAGCGCUGCUGCUGCUCACCACGCUGCUGGGAAUCGCCAGCCCCCUGGUGUUCUAGGUGUCACCUCCAGCCACACCGGACGGGCCUGUGCCGUGGGGAAGCAGACACAACCCAAACAUUUGCUACUAACAUAGGAAACACACACAUACAGACACCCCCACUCAGACAGUGUACAAACUAAGAAGGCCUAACUGAACUAAGCCAUAUUUAUCACCCGUGGACAGCACAUCCGAGUCAAGACUGUUAAUUUCUGACUCCAGAGGAGUUGGCAGCUGUUGAUAUUAUCACUGCAAAUCACAUUGCCAGCUGCAGAGCAUAUUGUGGAUUGGAAAGGCUGCGACAGCCCCCCAAACAGGAAAGACAAAAAACAAACAAAUCAACCGACCUAAAAACAUUGGCUACUCUAGCGUGGUGCGCCCUAGUACGACUCCGCCCAGUGUGUGGACCAACCAAAUAGCAUUCUUUGCUGUCAGGUGCGUUGUGGGCAUAAGGAAAUCUGUUACAAGCUGCCAUAUUGGCCUGCUUCCGUCCCAGAAUCCCUUCCAACCUGUGCUUUAGUGAACGUUGCUCUGUAACCCUUGUUGGUUGAAAGAUUUCUUUGUCUGAUGUUAGUGAUGCACAUGUGUAACAGCCCCCUCCAAAAGCGCAAGCCAGUCAUACCCCUGUAUAUCUUAGCAGCACUGAGUCCAGUGCGAGCACACACCCACUAUACAAGAGUGGCUAUAGGAAAAAAGAAAGUGUAUCUAUCCUUUUGUAUUCAAAUGAAGUUAUUUUUCUUGAACUACUGUAAUAUGUAGAUUUUUUGUAUUAUUGCCAAUUUGUGUUACCAGACAAUCUGUUAAUGUAUCUAAUUCGAAUCAGCAAAGACUGACAUUUUAUUUUGUCCUCUUUCGUUCUGUUUUGUUUCAUUGUGCAGAGAUUUCUCUGUAAGGGCAACGAACGUGCUGGCAUCAAAGAAUAUCAGUUUACAUAUAUAACAAGUGUAAUAAGAUUCCACCAAAGGACAUUCUAAAUGUUUUCUUGUUGCUUUAACACUGGAAGAUUUAAAGAAUAAAAAUUCCUGCAUAAACGAUUUCAGGAAUUUGUAUUGCAAUUUCUUAAGAUGAAAGGAACAGCCACCAAGCAGUUUCACACUCACUUUACUGAUUUCUGUGUGGACUGAAUACAUUCAGCUGACGAAUUUAGUACCCAGGAAGAUGGAUUAAUGUUCACUAGCUUGGACAACUUCUGCAAAAUAUAAGACUAUUUCCACUUGGGAAAAAUUACAACAGAAAAAAAAAUCUAAGUGAUUGCCAAGAUUAUGCCAAAGCCUGUUGGCAGAGUACUGAGACUUUUAUUUUUAAGUCAUGCUAUUUUCACAGAUUGAUGGUGAUCAUGUGACUCUAGGGAUGCUGAUCUAUGUAUCUUUCCAAAUACAGUGUUUACAUGGAGUAUCACAAGACGCAACCUGGGGAACCAGGAAAGGAGCAGGGAAAUUGAGUGAUUUGCAAUUUGACUUCGAAUAUAUUCAGACUUAAGUAUUUAGAGGAAAUAUCAAAAUAUAAAGCAGCAAGUAGACAUAACUGCUGUUCCUGAGAAUAAAGUUUGUUUUAAGUACUGCCCAAGGUGUAAUAAAUUCUUGUUUCUGCCUUUUAUUAGGCCAAUUACUGUGCAAGACAGCAAGGGGAGGCAGGUGGGGAAGAAACUUUGCAAAGUUUCAAAGAGGCUAAAACAGUGUGCAUUUUGUUCCUAUCACACUGUUGUCCUACAGAUUACAAAUGUGUUAGCAGCAGCAUCUCCUGGAAUCAAAAACAAUUAUCAGCCCCAACCAGAGUCUUAAGGACAAUGAAAUUCUAUAUGACUUGGUAGAACAAUAACCUAUGAUAGUGUCAGGUCAGAAGCCUAGUUCCAGUCUGAAUUCUUCACCCUGCUGCCACUCCUUGCUGAAACAGGGAAGGGGGGAGGAAUGUCUCCUGAUAAACAACCUGGGUAAAAACUAGAUAAAGGAACAGCAUGUCUUAUUGGUUUUGUUCCCAGAAAAGCCAAUUCAAAGAAGGCAAUAAAAGGUAAACAGGUAAUGCCUGUGCCGCCUGCCACCCCACGUCUAAGUCUAUUGAAUGUUUGUUAUUCAAACCAACAGUCUCUUUUGAUGUAAGAAAUAAGGAAAGAUGGAAAUAAAUUAGAGCUUAGGCUUAGUUCCAGAGUGGCCAACCAGAAAUUGGAGAUUUACAUUGGAAGCAUAAAUAGAAAAUUAUAUUUCAGGCUCACCAAAGAAACACAUGAAAACGCUGAUAACAUAGGGAGUUUGAGAUUAUUUAUAAUGAGGUGGAUUUGUGAUAUUAAAAUUGGAGUUUAAGUUGUCUUAUAGUUUAUUAGCACAAACCAAAGGCAGCCCGUGUUAUUUCUGGCAACGAUGCACUUUAUCGUUUUCUGCUCAUGGCUUUGUCGCAACGCUCAGGAAUCAGACACUGCACACUUCAAUAGUUGGGAUUCCAAAAGCUAAUUCUAAAAUUUAAUGAAGGCCUGAUUUAAACUGAUUCAUCUGCAUUUUAUCUUUAUGAAGCUAUAAGAAUCUAAAUUGAUGAGGAAUAUCUUUCAUUCAGUGUAUUUAGAUAUAGUUUUCUGAAUUUCCUGAAGCGAUGUGAUCUGCUUUUAAUAAAAAUUCACUUUUAGGU